Molecule: messenger RNA, 3708 nt
Organism: Trichoderma aggressivum f. europaeum
Lineage: Eukaryota; Fungi; Ascomycota; Sordariomycetes; Hypocreales; Hypocreaceae
Exons: 2
Coding region: 1-3708 (1235 amino acids)
Biological process (GO): intracellular transport
Source: RefSeq, a predicted model, not a curated record
AUGGUGACCUUCGCCCUCCCCGGCGAAUACGACGGCGCGGAUGUUGCCAACGGCACUCCCAAGUCACGUCCUCCUCUGCCCUUUGCGAAGCGCACCUACGUCGCGACGCCCUAUUCCAAGCGCCUGUCGACGUCUGCGGCUUCAUCGCGCAAGCUGCUGAUUACGCGCGAUGAGGCGAUGAGCCAGGAUCCUGUGUCCUCGUCACGCAACAACCUCUUCAGGUCAACCGCCGUCGAGAGCCCUCCGACAAGCACCGCCUUCUCUCCCAAUCUCCCGCAGAGCACGAUGAAGAAGGUUUUUGCUCCUGGCGUGACGCCCAUGUCGAAUCGCGUUUAUCGCGAGAACACUGCUCGCGCGACGCCGCGCGGCUUGGCUGCUAACUCCUCAGACAAGGAGCUGUUCAACAUGCGAAUCUCAUCGCCUCCUCCAGAGCUGACGGGCGAAGUCCUGGCGAACAAGGUUCCAAAGGACUGGAAUUCUAAGGGAUCCAUCUACGCCGAUCAGUUCUUGGCUCAUCUCUGCCCUCCAAACCUCGAUGACGAGCAGCGCCGCCAGUUCUUCUGCAUUCUCGAUCUUCGUCGACUGAAAUAUGCCGCCAACGAGAUCUUCACCAAGAAGAGCUGGAAGCUCAACAUUAUGAACUUUGCCAAGGAGUUCGAAAAGAGUCGGUCCAUUAUCCUGCUGCGAUAUGGACUUUACGAGUUCCAGAGCGUUAAGCCAUCAAAGGAAGUUCUUAAGAGAUGGCGACGAGAGCAUGGCUUGCCCGAUCCCGUGGAAGAGGCAGAUGAGGAGGCUCUGGAUGGCACCCCAAGCAAGCCAGCGACUGCCAAGAAGCGCAAGGCUGAUGAUGACUUGUCCAAGGAGACUGUUGAUGCUACUGAGAAUGUGGCCUCGGCGGUCAAGCGAAGGGCUACCGUCAGAGAUGAAGAAGACGAGCCUACUGCCGCUACACCAGCUCCUAUUAAGAACAAGAGAAAAGCUACAGUCACUGAAGAGUCACCAGCCAAGCUGCAAAAGACUCCUUCUUCUUCCGCCAAGUCGCUCUUUGAGAAGAUUGCCAACAAGCCGGCUGCAAGCCCUGUCCCCGUUAAGGCAGCCGAGAAGAAUGCCGCCAACGGCAGACUCUCUCGCUCAGUCUUCACCAGCUUGAAGCCCCCGGCCAACGGCGUUAGCAACGGCAACAUCUUUGGCUACCUUUCCGAUGCUAGCUCUGCCAAGAACAGCGGAAUCGAGGCUGAUGCUGAGAGCGAAAGCGAGUCUGACAACGAGGAAGAAAUCGAAGAAAGCCAGGAGGCUGGUCAGAGCGACGAACCUAGCGGCGCUGGUGACGCUUCGCCUCAGGCUGGAUCUAACCUGUUUACCACUAAGCCGUCAACCACCUUUGGCACUGGCGUCUCCAGUGCUGCAGGUACCCGAGAGAGCACUCCGGGACGCAGCCUGUUCGAACGCAUUACCAAGGGUCAAGAUGGACAGCCCAUUCGGGCUGAUGAGAACGUAGAGGAGGUCAUCGCCAAGCCCCCAGCAUCAUCCUUGAACCAGACCUGGAAUCCCACCAGCACUCCCCUCAAGUUUGCUCCUCCUGCUCCUCCUACUACUUCUCAGAACGGCUCGCUCUUCGGUAAACCAACUUCUGCUCCCGUUGGCUCCAUCUUCGCACCCAAGAGCACCGCACCAUCCAACAUCUUCGGCGUGUCUAAGCAAGACCAGAGCUCCAAGGCCAACACUCCCGUUUCAGAGACUGACGUGACUGGCGGAGAGUCUGAUAAGGAAAACGACUCCCAGCCUGCCAAGAAGCUGUUUUCUGAACCCAAGGUGGCUGCUCUACCCAGCACCACCGCCGCGCCACUGUUUGGUUUUAAACCCGCAGCGGCCGAACCGGCCAAGCCCGCAGCUACCACUACCAGUCUCUUUGGCGCCAUUGGAAACUCGGAUGCAACCUCCAAGCUGUUUGGUGAUGUCAAGACUUCAAUCCCUUCGGCGCCUACUUCAGCUCUCUUUGCUCCCAAGAAGGAGAGUGAGAAGCCCAAGGGCAACGGCCUGUUUGGUACCUCCGACACAAGUGCGACUCCCCUGACCGGCGCAUCUGCAGCUCUCUUUGGCAUCAAGCCAGCAGCGGCGUCUGCUCCCGCUCCCGCUACCAGCCUCUUUGGCACUGCGUCUUCAGCUCCUCCUGCAACGACCACUCCCGCUGUUUCGACCAACUUGUUUGGUACUGCAGCUCCCGCAUCUACAUCAUCCAACCUGUUUGGAUCCAACAAUUCCAGUUUCACUUCUGAGCCUGAACAGUCAACGCCCGCUCCCGCCUCUACCACCAGCUUGUUUGGCGCUGCUUCAUCGGCUCCAGCAACUUCUCUUUUCGGCGCCUCGAGCUCUGUGGCAUCUAAGAAGGAUCCUUCCCCCUCUGCCGCAACCCAACCCGCGUCUGCGCCUCUGUUCAGCUUUGGCACGUCCGCAGGCCCCAAACCCACUGAAACCUCUCAAGCCGCUGCCAAGUCUCUGUUUGGUGCUCCAAAGUCCCCUCCCGCUGCAUCUUCCAGUUUGUUUGCUGGAAGCCCGAUGAAGCAGGAUGCGGCGUCGCCGGCUAAGAAACAGUUUGGUCUCGGCACCGAUACUUCGGCCCCUCCUCCGGUGUUCAGCUUUGGUUCAACUGGCGCAAGCUCGGGUUCAUCAAACUUGUUUGGUAACCCAGCGCCCUCUGCCCCUGCUCCGGCUCCUCUCUUUGGCGCUGCUCCCUCAAGUGCCCAAUCGGGCUCUGGAGACAGCAACGGUGGCAGCUUCAACUUCAACUUUGGAUCCGGAGCAGCACCCGCCUCUACGGGCAGCUUCAACAACCCUUUCUCAUCUGGCAACACUGGUGGAGCCCCGGCUCCGGCAUCAGCUCCCGCGCCCGCGUUCUCCUUUGGUUCUGCCGCUCAGCCAGGAGGUGGAUCUGGUAGCUCUGGAGGCUCUGGAUUGUUCCAGUUUGGCAACGGCACCGGAAGUCAGCCCUCUCAAACAUCAACGCCUCUAUUUGGCGGCGCCUCGGCCACAACUCCCAGCGUGCCGUCUUUCACUGCCACGGGGCCUUCAAGUCAACCAUCGACUUCCAUGUUCUCCUUUGGAGCGAGCCAGCCUUCCACCGGGUUCAACCUCGCACCGCCAGCUGGUGGAUCCUCGACCACCGGGACAAACUCUCCAUUCAACCUCGGGGGAGGCUCUAGCUUGGCAACCACACCAGCUGGCGGGACGCCGGAACCAUCGGCCCAACUGAAGAUGAACACCAGCGCUGCUGCUGAAAACGACGAAGAGGGCGAGAAGCAUGAGCAGAUCAGCCUGACAGAAGGUGUUGAGAAGGAUGAAGAAGUCCUACACGAGGUUCGCGCAAAGGUGCUGAAGUUUGUCCCCGCCGGGGAGACGUCUGAAAGCGAAGAGAAGAAGUCCAAGAGUCCCUGGGCAACCAAGGGUGUUGGAUCCCUGCGCCUGUUGAAGCACAAGGAAACCAACACCGUGCGUUUGCUCUUGCGAGCAGAGCCCAGAGGCAACGUCGUGAUGAACCGCUCUGUACUGCCAGAUCUAUCGUACAAGGCGGAUGAGAAGUAUGUGAAAAUGACUACGUCGAAUGACACCGGUGACGGCCUCGAGACCUGGAUGAUCCAGGUGAAGACAAAAGACAUGGCCAAGGCGCUGGCUGAAUCGUUGGAGACGCACAAGGCGUUAAACAAGAAAUAA